Artibeus jamaicensis (Jamaican fruit-eating bat) is the source of this 980-nucleotide messenger RNA. It is a transcript of the gene CDX2, whose product is annotated as caudal type homeobox 2. Gene Ontology annotation, biological process: animal organ morphogenesis; cell differentiation; anterior/posterior axis specification. The record is from RefSeq and is a predicted model, not a curated record. Lineage: Eukaryota; Metazoa; Chordata; Mammalia; Chiroptera; Phyllostomidae. The transcript has 3 exons. Gene Ontology annotation, molecular function: DNA-binding transcription factor activity, RNA polymerase II-specific; RNA polymerase II transcription regulatory region sequence-specific DNA binding. The coding region runs from base 1 to 936 and encodes 311 amino acids. Gene Ontology annotation, cellular component: nucleus.
AUGUACGUGAGCUACCUCCUGGACAAGGACGUGAGCAUGUACCCCAGCUCCGUGCGCCACUCCGGCGGCCUCAACCUGGCCCCGCAGAACUUCGUCAGCCCCCCGCAGUACACGGACUACGGCAGCUAUCAUGUGGCGGCUGCGGCAGCGGCAGCCGCGAACUUGGACAAUGCUCAGUCCCCGGGGCCGUCCUGGCCCGCAGCUUACGGCGCCCCACUCCGGGAGGACUGGAACGGUUACGCGCCGGGUGGCUCCACGGUCGCCGCCAACGCCGUGGCGCACGGGCUCAACGGGGGCUCCCCGGCAGCCGCCAUGGGCUACAGCAGCCCCGCCGACUACCACCCUCACCACCACCCGCACCAUCACCCGCACCACCCGCCCGCUGCGCCUUCCUGCGCCUCAGGAUUGCUGCAGACUCUCAACCCCGGCCCUCCCGGGCCCGCCGCCACGGCUGCCGCGGAGCAGCUGUCCCCCGCCGGCCAGCGGCGGAACCUGUGCGAGUGGAUGCGGAAGCCGGCGCAGCAGUCCCUUGGAAGCCAAGUGAAAACCAGGACGAAAGACAAAUACCGGGUGGUGUACACGGACCACCAGCGGCUGGAGCUGGAGAAGGAGUUUCACUACAGUCGCUACAUCACCAUCCGGAGGAAAGCCGAGCUGGCCGCCACCCUGGGGCUCUCCGAGAGGCAGGUUAAAAUUUGGUUUCAGAACCGCAGAGCGAAGGAAAGGAAAAUCAACAAGAAGAAACUGCAGCAGCAGCAGCAGCAGCAGCAGCCUCCGCCGCCUGCAGCGCAGCCUCCCCAGCCACAGCCAGGUCCUCUGAGAAGUGUCCCGGAGCCCCUGAGUCCUGUGUCUACCCUGCAAGGUUCCGUGCCAGGCCCUGUCCCCGGGGUUCUGGGGCCCACCGGAGGGGUGUUGAACUCUGCUGUCACCCAGUGACCCACAGUGGCCUGCAGCAGCAGCAGGGCAAUUCCAGACUGAGC